ACUCUCUCUUCCUUCAGACUUCCUGCCACAGUGGUGGCUAGAGAAGUACAGACCUGAGUAUAAUGGAGACCUCUAGCCUCUAAUCAUGGGCACUGAAGGGGAUUGCAGACUUGAAGGGGUUGACCAACUACCUGCAAGUCAUGGGCAUUCAAUUUUGUAAGGAUGGCCGUGUUCACCAAACCGUAACGGAAGAUGAUGAUGAAACCACACUGUCGAAACAAAUGGAGCGGGAGAAAAUGCCUCCUUCCCGCAAACCAAAGAAGCCUGGACAAUUUAAAAACGACGCAAUGAAUGAUGAUGAAAAAAACAUAUUGAUGAAACAGAAACUGAAGGAGGAAAGGAGUAAGAUACGAGAACCUCUUCUUCCACGCCAAACAAAGAAGCCACCUGGUGACAUUGAACUGGCCUCCACGAAAAUCCAGGCCUGGUGGCGGGGCACGCUGGUGCGACGCACACUACUGCAUGCGGCCCUCAGAGCCCUGAUCAUUCAGUGCUGGUGGAGGCAGGUGCUGGCAAGGCUGCAGGCGAAGAGGCGGCAGGCGGCACUGGAGCUCUGCACACGGCAGCUAUGGGCAGCAGUCAGGCUGCAGUCCUGGGUCCGCAUGUGGCGUGUCCGCCGUCGUUACUGUCGUUUGCUCAAUGCUGUCCGCAUCAUCCAGGUCUACUGGCGCUGGAGAAGUUGCCAUACCCGUGGCUUUUUCCAUGGCAGCUAUGAGCUCACAACAAGCCAGCUGAGUCUUGAGCUUGACAUCUUCCUGGGAUCACAGAUUUGCCGAAUUACAGACUGCAUCCCCUUCCCAAUAAAGAACUGACCAGGUCUGCUCCAA
Messenger RNA from Macaca mulatta (Rhesus monkey), 827 nucleotides. The record is from RefSeq and is a predicted model, not a curated record. Lineage: Eukaryota; Metazoa; Chordata; Mammalia; Primates; Cercopithecidae.